Molecule: messenger RNA, 1758 nt
Organism: Tuber aestivum (summer truffle)
Lineage: Eukaryota; Fungi; Ascomycota; Pezizomycetes; Pezizales; Tuberaceae
Source: the annotation of a GenBank genome assembly
AGAUAAUCACGUUAUGUCGCGUGCGGUUUUAGCAAGACGCUUCCCACGCGCUUAUCCAGCACGUGUAUUCCUCCCUGCCCGGCGCAAUUUCGGCGUCCUCCCGGCAUGCCGAUACGAUGGCAUAUAUAAGGAGCUUUCGGCAACAAAGCCUCGGAAGACCUGGCUUCAGGCGCUGGCAGAGCGUGAAGCUGGAGUAAAGCUUAUCCUCCCAGCGAACUUGACAGAGGAGCCAGCCCCCAAGCGGAUGACGGAUAGUUAUCAUAAGAUUGUUAGUGCUCGAUCCAUCACCAAUGGAGCAAUUGGGCUAACAAACAUCUUUGUAUAAAGAUACUUCCACUUUCCAGAGACGAGUGGCUUGUGGAUUCUUAUGUAAAUGCUAGUGGGCAGCUGCGCCUUGGCAGUUUUCUCCAAGACCUUGAUGCGCUCGCGGGCGUGGUCGGCUACAAACAUACUGGGCCUAGCACGGCAAACGUGACCGCUGCAGUGGACAGAAUAUCUAUCAUCAACCCGUUGGAAGAUCUCUGUGACCUUGAGCUUAGUGGUUUUGUUUCAUAUGUCGGAAGCUCCUCCAUGGAAGUUUCAAUCGAGGCUAGAAGAGCUGGGCACCCGGGGGAUGAUGGGUUACUGUUAACUUGCGCAUUCACGAUGGUCGCUCUCAACCCGGAGACUAAAAAGUAAGUUUGCAAGGCCAGACUGACAGAGUUCUAAAGCUCUUACAUUGAUAGACCCACCAAAGUAAGCCCAUUGAUAGUCGAGACACCAGAGGAGAAAAAAAUAUUCCGUGGCGGGGAAGGUAUUCACCCCAUUUCCCUUUGGCCUAAUUUGUAGGGGGGGAACGAUAUUGACUUGACUUCACCAGCCAGAAAGGCGGCUAAAAAAGCUAUCGCAAAGGCCUCUCUAACAACUCAGACACCAACUCCGGAAGAAUCACUCCUAAUCCACGCGACGUACCUAACCCACCUCCAAUACACAGACCCCGAGAAUCCUCUUCCAAAGCCCGAGACGACAGUAUACAUGUCGGAAACCAGAAUCUCCAGCACCGCAAUGAUGCAACCCCAGCACCGUAACCGCCAUUCCUUCAUGAUAUUUGGCGGCUACCUUCUGAAAGUGACUAUGGAGCUGGCUUUCUGCUGCUGCUCCGCGUUUGCCCAUUGCCGACCUACCUUUCUCUCGCUAGAACCGAGCACGUUUCAAGCUCCGGUCCCUGUAGGGAGUAUACUGUACCUAGAAGCUACAGUGGCGUACACGGAGCGCCGAAAAGAAGGGUCAAGGGUUCAGGUUUCUGUUCGGAGCUCGGUGCGGGAUGUUGCGCACGGGUCUUCCACUGGGACUGGGGUGUUCAAUUAUACGUUCUUUGUGGGGAAGAAGGUGGAGGUUAUGCCCGUUACGUAUUCCGAAUUCGUAAGUUGCGUUCCUCUCUUUGGGUCCAGCCAUAGGUUUGUCGUAUCUGCUGACUUGGGACGCGGUAACGCAGAUCACCUUUCUGGAUGCUAGACGGCGUGCAAAGCAGCAGGCCACGGUGAUGGAUAUGGAUGACGGGACGGCGACAAGGGUUACGGAAUAAAUAACUGACACUUAUAAAAUGCGUAUUCCCGCUGAAUCAUGUUUCCUCGGUAUCCCCGAUCCUCACAGGCAUGGCCUCGGGAAAUGAGGGGGAAUCCUGCCUGUGCUGGCUCGUGUGAGAUGCAUCCACAAUUAUAUAUAUGUCUGUAGCUCUGCCAGUAGUAGCGUCCCACAUCAAUCGACUUCUUGGCAGGU